GCUGUGCGUGAAGCGUGGACGCGGAGCUGAGCGAACGUUUUGUGGGCAGAGUCACAUUACAUCACAGAAAGACAUAAAACCAUAACCAGCGGCAGAAAGCUGCGCGCUGCUGGCGUCGUCAGGAGGAGCAGGAGAUAUUGCAGAAGUUUCAGGCACUGACAGAUAAACACGCCGCACACUUUUUCGGUGCCGUGGAGGAGAGUGCCACCUUUAAAAAUGGAGCUACACGCCAAGGAGAUGAGCCCGAAAUCCAAAAUUGCUUCUGUGUUCUGUAAUAUUAAGCUCUUUGUGCUUUGCCACAGCCUGCUGCAGCUGACCCAGCUCCUCUACAGCGCCUACCUCAAGAGCAGCAUCACCACCAUCGAGAGACGCUUCGGCCUCAACAGCUUCUCCUCCGGCGUCAUCUCCUCCCUGCACGAGGUGGGGAACACGGUUCUCAUCGUGUUUGUCAGCUACUUCGGGAGCCGGGUCCACCGCCCACGCCUCAUCGGUUUGGGCGGUCUGCUCAUGUCCGUCAGCGCGGUCAUCCUGGCCCUACCUCACUUCCUGUCUCAGCCCUAUGAGUACAACUCUGUGCUGUUUGACCACAGAGACAUGUGUGUUCCUCAGGGGAACUCCUCCACUCUGGAGCAGUGCGGGGAGGAGGGUUCCCAGCACCUCUCCGAAACCAGCAACCUGUGGCUGCUGAUGGCCAUCGCCCAGCUGCUGUUCGGGGUGGGGUCCGUACCCAUCCAGCCUUUCGGCAUCUCCUACGUGGAUGACUUUGCCAAACCGGGCAACUCCCCUCUUUACAUCGCCAUCCUUUUCGCUGUGUCUGUGUUUGGCCCCGCCUUCGGAUACCUUCUGGGCUCAGUGAUGCUCCGGAUCUAUGUGGACGUGGACAGAGUCGACCCAGAAAGCCUCCAGGAGCUGAGCCCUGCUGACCCUCGCUGGGUGGGGGCCUGGUGGAUGGGACUCCUGAUCUCGUCUGGCUGUCUGGCUCUCACCUCCAUCCCCUACUUCUUCUUCCCUCGGAGCAUGCAGGUGGAGUCACACGAAGCUGGAGUGGAGGCUGACACUUUGAAAGAAGACCCAAAGAAGUCUGAGGUUUUGUUGUUUGACUUUCUGAAAAUGUUCCCCAAGCUCUUUGUGAGGCUGCUGCUGAGCCCGCUCUUCCUGCUGCUGGUUCUGGCCCAGUGCUGCUUCUCCUCGGUGAUCGCGGGCCUGGCCACCUUCCUCAGCAAGUUCCUGGAGCGGCAGUACAGCACCUCAGCGGCCUAUGGCAGCCUGCUCAUCGGUGCGAUAAACUUGCCGGCAGCGGCCAUCGGGAUGCUCCUGGGCGGGGUGGUGAUGAAGCGAGCCAGCCUGUCCCUGAAGACCAUCCCACGGUUCUGCAUCUCUGUCCUCUUCACCUCCAUCCUGCUCUGCGUCCCUCUCUUCUACAUGGGCUGCUCCACGCAGAAGGUCGUCGGGGUCAACGCCGACUACUGGGAGCCCCAGCUCACCAACAGUUCCCUGUCCGCGUGUAACUGCUCCUGCCCCAGCAUUGCGUUUAACCCUGUGUGCGGCUCCAACGGCCUGGAGUACAUCUCGCCCUGCCACGCAGGCUGCACCAACUUCUCCACCAGUCCGCAGAAUCCCUUCAGGGUCCAGUCAUAUACCAACUGCAGCUGUGUCCUGGAAGGGGAUGUCCUGGGAACUGCUCGCCCGGGGUCCUGUGCCAACAGCUGCCCACACCUUCUGCUGCCUGCCAUGCUCCUCAUCUCCCUGGCAGGGUUCAUAGCCAGCCUGUCCCACAACCCCAUCUACAUGAUGGUGCUCAGAACGGUUCCCCAAGAGGAGAAGUCUUUUGCAAUAGGAGUGCAGUUCUUGCUCAUGAGAGUACUGGCCUGGCUGCCGGCUCCCGCCAUGUUUGGGAUCAUCAUCGACUCCUCCUGCAUGUGGUGGAGGCGCAUCUGCGGCAACAAGCCAGGCUCCUGCGGUUACUAUGACAACAACCUGCUGCGAAACAGGUAUCUGGGCCUCCAGGUGGGCUUCAAGGCCAUGGGCAUCUUCCUGCUGGUGCUGGUGGGCUGGAGGGUGCAGCGGAGCAGGGAGUACUGCCUGGAGAAGAAGCCAGAGGGGGCGGUCUGAGGGGGAGCCCGGCUCUGCCCCCGCUCCGCCCCACAGACCCACCCCCACACAGCUUCCCAAAGUGGGGAUGGACAGAAUACCCAUCCUCCAGGGCGAGGGAGGAUGGCCUCUUCAUGUGGAACCCUCCAUCACACACACUCUCCAGAGCGCCUCCAACUGCUACACCCCUCCCAGCACAGAGUCCCCCCCCCCCAGCAUAGCAGUUUCCGGUCAGGACGCCCCAACCUGACAAAUUUAUUUCACUUAAUGAUAACUGCAGCAUUGCAUUUCAGUCUCCGAGCGCCCGCGAUGUUAAGUGGGCGUGCCGACUGUACACAAAGCCAUUUGUUUGGUGCUUUUAAUUUCCUGCUUUCAUAAUAAGCCAUUCUUCACACUCAGAAAUCUGCUGCAGCACAGGACAACACUGCUCUUUGUGUUGGCUAAAUAGUUCACCGUGUUUAACCUCACUUCAGCGCCCAGAAACUGGGGCCGCGUAAAAUAGCUCACGACAAAGCGGUGAAAUUACUGGCUGUAAGCUACUUAAAUAAACACACACAUAGCUGGUGUGCUUAAUGCAAUACCUCCUACUUUGCAGCACCUAUGGAUUAGUUACAAGUACAUUCAUGGGGGUAACAUUUCACAUAAGGCAUCUAAGACUCACAGGAACUGUAUUUAACCCACUUAUCUAAACUUUUAGUGUAUUUUCAAGGUUUUUCAACCUCACUGUUUUCAACAUGUAAAAGAAGGAUUAUAUGCAGAUGAUUAAGCUAAUUUGGUUAUGAAACAAAUAUUACGCUGCAAGUCAUUACAUGUUUGAAGGAGCUUUAAAAGAAUGUUUUUAUGUUUUCAGGUGCACAAAUAUGUAUGU
Megalops cyprinoides (Indo-Pacific tarpon) is the source of this 2959-nucleotide messenger RNA. RefSeq names its product solute carrier organic anion transporter family member 2A1-like. The transcript has 14 exons. Bases 217 to 2112 code for a protein of 631 amino acids. Gene Ontology annotation, biological process: prostaglandin transport; sodium-independent organic anion transport; transmembrane transport. Gene Ontology annotation, cellular component: membrane. Gene Ontology annotation, molecular function: prostaglandin transmembrane transporter activity; protein binding. The record is from RefSeq and is a predicted model, not a curated record. Lineage: Eukaryota; Metazoa; Chordata; Actinopteri; Elopiformes; Megalopidae.